AUGGAGCCCCGACCCCCUUCCGAGUCGUCUAAUAAACGGCCGCGGUCUCCGACCGCCGACCAGUCGCAACAAUCCAAGAUCCAAAAGACUCAGGCGAACCACUUGCAGAUCAAUUAUCUUGCGCGCCAAUAUCCCGAUAACCUCCCUCUCGUCUCCGUCGAUGACAACAUGCCCGCCAUUGUCCAUCUACUCAGCGAGUAUGACGGCGUCUUGCACCGACACGAGAGUAUCGCGGGCAACCUCGGCGCAUGUCCGCUGGGCCCGAUCCUGAUCAAGCGUUUUGAGCGCUUGUUCGAUGGUCCUCCGCGCGUUAGCAAGUCGCAUGGUGGUAAAGAUAGCCCUACAGUGACUUGGUUGGAUGUCGUCGAGUUCGCCAAGGACAAGCCUGAACAAUUUCUCCUGGAAAACCGCAAUGGCGUGCGUGUCUGCCAAUUCCAUACAAAACAGUGUCGUGUGGAGAUCAGCGAGGAGGACUAUGUGCUGGUUGCCUCGGGUAUGCCCCAGAAGAUGAUACCCCCACAGCCUAUCAUCGAGGAUGAAGAGAAGGAGCUGGGUGCGCUGGAGAUUCUGGAAAAGAACUUGCAGUCUAUUAUUCAGGCCGCUGAUCAAGUGUCGGCUCGAGCCCGUCAGCUUAGCUACCGUUUGAAGAAUCGCCGCACCGCCAUAAUGAGUCGUCGGAAAAACGAUGCGUCGCUGCAAUCGCAGUCGCAAUCCCAAUCCCAACCCCAACCCCGCGUGCCCGCCGAGACUUGGCGCGACUCCAACGGCCACAACUCAACUAAUGGCAAACCUCACGUCUCGCCGUCCGGCUUCGUAGCCGUCAAUACGACCCGUCACGAAGCCGAACCGGCUGAGGACCACCCUUCCCCUUCCCAGUUUAUCUUUUCCCAUGGAACAACCGACAACGUAACAAUCAUCAAUGGCACUUCGAUCAAAGGCGCAUCACCUACCACGCGAACUGAACUGAUGAAGAAAUUCUUCACCACGGCAGACCGACAGGCUCGCGGCUUCGACGAUGCCUCCACUCCAGUCAAUUCUCAGACGCCUCGACCGCAAGCACAAUCAGACCCGGCCGAUUACAGUUUGUACAAUAAUGCUUCCACUACUCCGGUAGCCAUUCCAAGCACUCCAUCUUCAUUGCUUCCGCCACCCAAGACGACACCUCAAGAGAAAGACGACGGAGGUCCAUACAAACUGGAAAUGGUAGCUCGUAUGGAGGAGCUGCAGCGUGGAGAGCGAGUCUCGCCACCCUGUGAUCGAUGCCGCCGGCUUCAUAUGGACUGCUUGAAGAAUUUGACUGCCUGCGUGGGCUGUACCAAGAAACAUGCCAAGUGUUCAUGGAGGGAUGUUCAAGAGGGCGAAAUACGAGCCGCCAACUGGACUUUAACCACGCCCCGCGAACCUCGCGAGCCCCAUGAAGAAAUUGAGGAAGGUCGUUUGUCAUCCAUGCCUCCUCACGGCCUGACAUCUCCCCCGAAAUACCCGGUCUCUGCCGAGCGUGAACACGAGCGCCACACCGAGUCCCCCGCUACCGCCGCGAGUCUGCGCCAGGGGCUCCUCAUAUUGGACCCGGCUCAGGGGCAUCAAUGGGAUUACCCCCCCUCCGACAAAUCCCCUCGCAGAGCUGUUAGCGAGACCGAGAACAGUGGCCGUACUCAGCAGCAGGCUAACAACUCCCGACAUGCCGACGAUGAAGACCCAGAUGCCAAUCAACGACUGAUGCAGGCUAUCCUUGACACGGUUGAUCAUCAUGCUCGGGUUGCAGCCGCCGUUCAGGAGAAGGAGCGUGGUGCGGGGACGGAACGAGGAGGUGAGCCGGUUAGUGAGCGUAUCGAACGUGUUGAGCGUGUUGAACGGACUGCCGAGCGCCCGGCGGAGAAUCCGAGCUUCACCCGUCAUGAUCGCGAUGCGGAUCGAAGCCGAGAGCACGACCGCGAUCGUGAUCGUGAACGGGAGCGGGAGCGGGAGCGAUGGAUGUUGCAGACCUAG
This is a messenger RNA of Penicillium cosmopolitanum, 1989 nucleotides long. RefSeq names its product Zn(II)2Cys6 transcription factor domain-containing protein. The record is from RefSeq and is a predicted model, not a curated record. The transcript has 3 exons. Gene Ontology annotation, biological process: regulation of DNA-templated transcription. Gene Ontology annotation, molecular function: zinc ion binding; DNA-binding transcription factor activity, RNA polymerase II-specific. The coding region runs from base 1 to 1989 and encodes 662 amino acids. NCBI's taxonomy places the organism in Eukaryota, Fungi, Ascomycota, Eurotiomycetes, Eurotiales, Aspergillaceae.